Messenger RNA from Oldenlandia corymbosa var. corymbosa, 816 nucleotides. The record is from the annotation of a GenBank genome assembly. Lineage: Eukaryota; Viridiplantae; Streptophyta; Magnoliopsida; Gentianales; Rubiaceae.
GCGAAUUUGGAGACUUGGGAAAAGGAAGCGAAAAAAAAAAAAGAUAUGGAGAUUGGUCAACAACAACAAUCAGGUAGUCAAGAUAUUCAACAGGGUUCAGUUGCUGAUGAUUAUUCCGACAUUACCCUAAGGUUGCUUGAUUUGUCCGACGUCGACGACUUCAUGGAAUGGUUUACCGAUGAAAAGGUGGCUAAGUUUUGCUCGUGGGAUUGUUUCCCUUCCAGGGAGGCAGCCAUCAGCUAUGUAGCUAAAAAUCUGAUCCCUCGUCCAUGGAAUAGAGCCAUUUGCCUGAAGGGCAAGCCGAUUGGGUACAUUUCUGUCUCGCCAUGCCGGGGAAAUGAUCGUUGCCGGGCCGAAAUUGGAUACGUGUUGGGAUCCAAAUAUUGGGGCAAAGGGAUUACGACCAAGGCUGUGAAAAUGGUGACUUCCUCUGUGUUUCUGGAGUGGCCUCAUCUGGAGAGGCUGGAAGCUGUGGUGGAUGUGGAGAAUAUUGGGUCGCAGAGGGUGUUAGAAAAGGCCGGUUUUACUCGUGAAGGUGUUCUUAGGAAGUAUUAUCUUCUUAAAGGAAAAGUACCAAGAGACAUGGUUAUGUUCAGCAUUCUUUCAACUGAUCCUCAGGUGAACUACUUCAUUUGCGAUUGAGAAAUCUUCAGGGAACAAGAAAAACAAAGAUAGGAUUUAUGUUCUAGAGUAGUGAUGCAAUCUGUUGAAGAUUGAAUGAUGGCACAAAUGUAUCACUUGAUGCUCUAGAUUGUGAAAAUUGUGCUGCUUUGUAGUUUUGUGUUCGCUUUAAUGUUUAGUUUCUUUUUGGUGUGU